Molecule: messenger RNA, 829 nt
Organism: Hevea brasiliensis (rubber tree)
Lineage: Eukaryota; Viridiplantae; Streptophyta; Magnoliopsida; Malpighiales; Euphorbiaceae
Exons: 1
Coding region: 134-649 (171 amino acids)
Molecular function (GO): calcium ion binding
Source: RefSeq, a predicted model, not a curated record
AUUCAGUAUUACUUAGUAAACAUCAAUUUGGAAAAGGUCAAGAGAUGGUGAAGGAAAUAUAUAUAUAUAUAGCACCAACGCUUUUUAUUUUAAGAAGAGACCGCCACACCCAUACAUAUAGAUCCGCACAGACAUGGAGGAGAUAUCAGAGACGGCUAAGGCUUACUAUGCAAACUUGUCAGGCAAACAGAAGCGAUUGACAACCGAUACUUUCCAAGCAAUUGAUGCAAACGGAGAUGGGAAAAUUAGUUUCAACGAAUAUGCGCAAUACCUUAAGCAGAAGGGCUUUAAAAUACUUUCUUCUCCUGACUUCUUUAGAAAGCUAGACAAGGACGGUAAUGGCGCCUUGGAUUUCGAUGAAUUUAUCACUGUGCACUACAUAUGCUCGAGCAAAAGAGUUUACUUUUGCGAUGAGUGCAGAGUCUUUCUUGAUGGAGUGUACUUUACUUGUGUUCAAUGCUUCAAUGGUCCUGGUAAUACCUAUGAUCUUUGUUGUGCUUGUUAUCGAGAUAAAGAUGUGAAUCAUCACAAGGAUGCUUUGUUUCUUGAUAAUUAUACUUUGCUACAAGCUAAGAGGCAGCAAAAUAAGGAUCAGGUAAAUAACCUUAGUUUGAGAUUGAAUGUAUAUGACCUUCUUGUAAUUAGCUAAACAAGCUCUCUAUUGUAUCAUUUUUUUUCCCUCAGGACAAAAAUGAAGGUGCUUCAGAGGCUUUUAAACUUGCAACCGCUGGUAUUGAAACUACAUCCAACGUUGUCAGCUUAUGCAGCCAAAUGUAACCCAGCAGGCAACAGCCUUGCAUAUACAAACCUUUUCCUUCUGCCAGCAGCU